Diprion similis is the source of this 735-nucleotide messenger RNA. RefSeq lists its product as uncharacterized. The transcript is spliced from 2 exons. Bases 1 to 735 code for a protein of 244 amino acids. NCBI's taxonomy places the organism in Eukaryota, Metazoa, Arthropoda, Insecta, Hymenoptera, Diprionidae. The record is from RefSeq and is a predicted model, not a curated record.
AUGAAGGAUGUCUUCAAACCUGUGGUAACCCCGCUGCAGGAAUUAGUCAACGUCUCUCGAGACACGAAACCUGUAAAGCAAGAGGUGAAGAAAGAAUUAAAAACUGAAACGACGGAUGAACCAAAGAACAAAAUGGAAUCUGAAGCUGAAGAUUCUUUCGUAACUGCAGAGGAAGAGGAUCAAACAAUCAGAGAGUCAUCUGCAGGAUUGGAAGAUGAAUAUCUUGGAACGCUUGAGGAUAAAAACAGACAGAACGAGCUAGAUACUUUAUACGGGGUACGGAACCUUUCUACCGCCGGGCUGAUGGUUGGUGACUCACCGAUAAGCUUCGAGCGCAAUUCCAUUCGCAUAGGGAGUUCAGUCUACCCGAAAACUCAAGGUCUUCUGGAGUUGUUGUUCAAGAAGAUGCCGAAAAGCGUUCACGUUACCCCGAACGACAAGAAGAAUUACAAGAACAUCCUUCUCGAACAAAUGCUCACAGAAAAGCUGCUCAACAUCAAUACAUCAUCACCAUCGUCAUCGUCAUCGAAGCGUACGGGCAAAGGUGUUUUGCUACUUCAGGCUUGGGUUACUCGACAGGGCGUUAAAACAGAUUAUAUUUUCUGGGACGACGCAAACGAGUUGGUGGAACGUCUUCGUUUGCUUACGGCAUCUCAAGCGGCUGGGAAUACAAGUCACAACAACGAAAUUAUGUCGAUUCUCGAAGAAUUGCGGGAAGCUGGAAUCAUUUAUUAA